CUUCCUAUCGGGGUGAUGGGCAAAGGGACCCAGGAAUCGAGAACCAGCCGUUCUCGAUCUUGGUUUUCCCCACUUCUUUGGGCCAGUUGGAGCAUCUCAGCUCCUAUAGUGCCCGCCCCCUUGUUUGCCGCCCUCAACUUCCUGCCCCACCAGAGGAAGUGGGGAGAGCCAUCAGGUGCAGCAACAGCUAUCGGGGCCAUGGACAAGGAGUAUGUGGGGUUUGCCGCCCUCCCCAACCAGCUGCAUCGCAAGUCUGUUAAGAAGGGGUUUGACUUCACACUCAUGGUGGCAGGGGAGUCAGGCCUGGGAAAAUCUACCCUCAUCAACAGCCUAUUUCUCACCAACCUCUAUGAGGAUCGGCAAAUACCAGAAGCCAGUGCUCGCUUGACGCAAACGCUGACCAUCGAGCGCCGGGGAGUGGAGAUCGAGGAGGGGGGUAUUAAGGUGAAGCUGACUGUGGUGGACACACCUGGCUUUGGGGACUCAGUGGACUGUUCAGACUGCUGGUUGCCUGUGGUGCGCUUCAUUGAGGAGCAGUUUGAGCAGUAUCUUCGGGAUGAGAGUGGCCUGAACCGGAAGAACAUCCAGGAUUCACGCGUCCAUUGCUGCCUCUACUUCAUCUCACCCUUUGGCCGGGGGCUCCGUCCCCUAGAUGUGGCCUUUCUCCGGGCGGUGCACGAGAAGGUCAACAUCAUCCCAGUCAUUGGCAAAGCAGAUGCCCUGAUGCCGAAGGAAACACAGGCCCUCAAACAGAAGAUCCGGGAACAGUUGAAGGAGGAAGAGAUCAACAUCUACCAGUUCCCCGAAUGUGACUCUGAUGAGGAUGAAGACUUCAAGAGGCAGGAUGCAGAGAUGAAGGAAAGCAUCCCUUUUGCGGUCGUCGGUUCCUGCGAAGUAGUUCGGGACGGCGGGCCCCGACCGGUGAGGGGACGUCACUACUCCUGGGGCACUGUAGAGGUGGAGAAUCCACAUCACUGCGACUUCCUGAACCUGCGACGGAUGCUCGUGCAGACACACCUGCAGGACCUGAAGGAGGUGACACACGACCUGCUCUACGAGGGCUACCGGGCCCGCUGCCUACAGAGCCUGGCCCGGCCUGGGGCGCGGGAUCGAGCCAGCCGUAGUAAGCUUUCCCGCCAGAGCGCUACAGAGAUCCCGCUGCCCAUGCUGCCUCUGGCCGAUACGGAGAAGUUGAUCCGCGAGAAAGACGAGGAGCUGCGCCGCAUGCAAGAGAUGUUGGAGAAGAUGCAGGCCCAGAUGCAGCUGAGCCAGGCUCAAGGCGAGCAGUCGGACGCUCUCUGAGGCCCCCAUCGGGGUUUUCUUUACCUCGCAGCCUGUAAGGCCCGCCCUUCUAAGGGGCGGGCUCUCAGGAUCUCCCAAUCCUGAAAUUUGUAGCCCCGCCUUUGGCUCCGCCCCAGCUCACUUGAGGAGCGCGACCUCCUCUGCCAACCCUGAACACCUCCAUCCCCUCCCCACUUCUCCCAAUCAUGACUUCAAUAAAAACUGAGUUUCUCUGA
Messenger RNA from Dama dama (fallow deer), 1517 nucleotides. It is a transcript of the gene SEPTIN1, whose product is annotated as septin 1. Gene Ontology annotation, cellular component: microtubule cytoskeleton; septin complex; cell division site. Bases 16 to 1302 code for a protein of 428 amino acids. Lineage: Eukaryota; Metazoa; Chordata; Mammalia; Artiodactyla; Cervidae. The transcript is spliced from 11 exons. Gene Ontology annotation, biological process: regulation of exocytosis; cytoskeleton-dependent cytokinesis. The record is from RefSeq and is a predicted model, not a curated record. Gene Ontology annotation, molecular function: molecular adaptor activity; GTPase activity; GTP binding.